This is a messenger RNA of Aedes albopictus (Asian tiger mosquito), 4527 nucleotides long. RefSeq lists its product as uncharacterized. NCBI's taxonomy places the organism in Eukaryota, Metazoa, Arthropoda, Insecta, Diptera, Culicidae. The transcript is spliced from 2 exons. The record is from RefSeq and is a predicted model, not a curated record. Gene Ontology annotation, molecular function: zinc ion binding; nucleic acid binding. Bases 1 to 4527 code for a protein of 1508 amino acids. Gene Ontology annotation, biological process: DNA integration.
AUGAUCCUCUCGACACUUCAUACACUGUACGGUCGUCCCGAUCUGGUCAUCAACUCACUACUGCAGAAGGUGCGCUCUACUCCAGCCCCGAAACCGGACAAGCUGGAGUCUUUGAUAUCGUUCGGUCUAGCCUGCCAAAACCUCUGUGGUCAUCUGCGUGCAGCUGGACAACAGGCCCACUUCUCCAAUCCGGCGUUGCUGCAGGAGUUAGUCAGCAAGUUACCAGCAAACAUCAAGCUUGAUUGGGCGCUUUUUAAACAAAAGUGCCCUGUGGUCGACCUCGGCACAUUUGGCGAUUACAUGGCGCAACUAGUGGUAGCUGCAAGUGACGUCGCUCCCUAUCAACCGUCUCAAGAAGCUAGUGUUGGUUCGAACAAACGAAAGGAAAAAGAGAAGCUGUAUGUGAACACCCACGCAUCUGGCAAUUCGAUGGACAACGUUGGUAAACGGAAUCCUCCUAGCAAUCCUGGAGGCAAGCAGAACCAACCAAAACCGUGCCCAAUUUGUGGGAAACAGGGGCACAAGGUGCGAGACUGCGACGACUUCAAGAAGUGCAACCUGGAGGAACGUUGGAUGCGCGUUCAGCAGCAUUACCUAUGCAGACGGUGCCUGGUAGCACACGGAAAGUUCCCGUGCAAGGCAACAUCGUGUGGAAUGGAAGGAUGUGAUGAGCGGCACCAUAAGCUUUUGCAUCCUGGAAAGCCUCAGCCAGUAGUCCCAGCAAACCAGGCCACGGCGACCGAAACCGUAAGCGUCCACACCGCUCUGAAGGUAUCCACGCUCUUUCGUAUAGUACCAGUGACGCUGUACAGUAACGAAAGAUCUGUCCACACGUUUGCGUUUUUGGACGAAGGGUCCUCGUCUACAAUGGUCGACGUCCGUAUUGCCCUGGAGUUUGGAGUGAAAGGUGAAGUUCACCCGCUUUACUUGCAAUGGACCAGUGAUGUUGAACGAUGUGAGGACAACUCUCAGCUGAUUCGACUCGAAAUCUCGGGUCGUGGGGCCAAGAAACGAUACGUCGUUGCAGCAGCUCAUACCGUGAAUCAACUGUGUCUUCCUCAACAAAGCUUGCCGUUUGAUGAACUCGCUCAACAGUUUCCGCACCUCCGUGGUCUACCCAUUCAAGAAUACCGCAACGCCAUUCCAACAAUCCUGAUUGGUUUGGACAACACUCACCUGAAGAUUCCCCUUAAGGUACAGGAAGGCAGAGUCGGGCAACCAGCGGCGGCCAAAACCAGACUGGGUUGGACGGUGUACGGCCCUAUUCCUGGUGAAAGCUCUUCGACUCAGCAGUGUCAGUUUCAUCUGUACAAGGAAGCUCAAAACCCUGACGAUGUGUUACACGACCUUGUGAAGGAGUUUUUCUCGGUGGAGCACGUUGGUGUUGCUGUAGCUCCUUUGUUGGAAGGAUCCGACGAAAUGCGUUCCAGAAAGAUCCUUGAAGAAACGACUUUACGGCUGCCAUCCGGUCGGUUUCAGACAGGGCUGCUCUGGAAAUACGACCACAUCCACUUUCCAGACAGUAAGCCGAUGGCAGAGAGUCGGCUCAAAUCACUGGAGCGUCGUUUGCGGCGGAAACCUGAAUUGUUCGAGAAGGGGUACGCACACAAAAUAACGCAGGAGGAGGUUCUUAGCUCGGAUCCCAAGAAAGUGUGGUAUCUUCCGUUGGGGGUGGUUGUUCAUCCCAGAAAGCCAGGAAAGGUUCGCAUAGUCUGGGAUGCGGCAGCGAGCGUCCAAGGCCAGUCUCUCAACUCUGCCUUGCUUCCAGGACCAGAUCUGUUGUCCUCCCUUCCGUCAGUGCUCUCCAAAUAUCGUCAACGCCAGGUGGCGAUCUGUGGCGAUAUAAAGGAGAUGUUUCACCAGUUCCAGAUCAGACCCGAGGAUCGACAGGCACAACGGUUCCUGUUUCGAAGCGACUCCUCCAAAGCACCUGACAUCUACGUCAUGGACGUGGCCACCUUUGGUGUAACUUGCUCUCCCUCUGCUGCACAGUUCAUCAAAAAUCAAAAUGCGAAGGACUUAGAGUCCGAAUUUCCUGAGGCUGCCGCAGCGAUCGUCCACAAUCACUAUGUGGACGACUAUUUGGACAGUCGGGACACCGUCGAUGAGGCAGCAGACCUGGCACUGCAAGUGAAAACUGGCCAUGCUAAAGCCGGGUUUCACAUUCGGAACUGGAUGUCCAACUCCAGAGAGGUGCUUUCACGGGUCGGGGAUUCAGCUGAAGAAUCUGCGAAUAAUUUCAAGACGCACUCAACUGCAGUUUCAGUACGCGUACUCGGGAUGAGCUGGUUUCCCGAAUCGGAUGAGUUCGGAUUCCGCGGACUUUUCCGAGAACAACUAAUGCCUCUGCUUCAUGGAGAUGUGGUCCCUACAAAACGGCAGCUCCUCCAAGUGGUCAUGAGCAUUUUCGAUCCACUAGGUCUGGUGUCGCUCGCCGUGGUUCACGGAAAGAUCCUCGUUCAGAAGGCGUGGCGAGCAAAAAUCGGGUGGGACGACAAAAUCAACGAAGACUUGCUCGAACUAUGGCGUCGGUGGAUUGAGCUGUUGAGGCAGCUCGACACAGUUCGCAUACCACGGUGCUACUUCCCAGCAUACCUUCCGGAAAGCUACGAAUCUUUGCAGCUACACAUCUUUGUAGAUGCGAGUGAAGAGGCGUACGUGGCAACCGCCUUCUUCAGGAUCGUAGACCAGUCUCAAUUUGUAGCGUACCGCGUGUCGGAGAUCCUGGACACUUCGAAAGUCGAUGAAUGGCACUAUGUUCCCUCGCACCUUAACGUGGCGGAUGAUGCCACUAAGUGGAAAGAGCGGCUCCAGAUCAGCAACAGUCAUCGCUGGUUCAGCGGACCAGACUUCCUGUACGAUCCUCCAAACCAGUGGCCAAAACAGGAGGUGCAAUCUACCACAACAACGGAGGAACUGAGACCCAUUCACGUUCAUCGAGAGCUGCGGAAGGAACAAGUGGUGCAAUUCAGCCGCUUUUCCAAGUGGGAGCGAUGUGUACGUGCUGUCGCCUACGUUCACCGCUUCGUAGACCAGCUGAAGCGGAAGCGGAAUAAAGAAGAAUCCGACGUAACAGCCAUCCUUACUCGAGAAGAGUUUCAGCGUGCGAAAUGGACGGUUAUCAAGCAGGCCCAGUUCGAAGCCUUUGGAGAUGAGGUGAUCACGAUGCAGAGCAACCAGACUCUACCAGUGGAUCAGCGUCAGCGCCUCGAAAGUUCAAGCAAGCUGUACAAACUGUCUCCUUUCUUGGACAAUCAAGGCGUAGUUCGAAUGGAAGGACGGAUCGACGGUUUCUCUGAUGCGACGUUUGAUUUCAAAUACCCUACUGUGCUGCCGAAGAACCACUACGUUACCCAGCUCAUCGUCGAUUCGUACCAUCGGCGGUUCAAGCAUUCCAACGGAGAGACAGCAGUGAAUGAAAUGCGGCAGAAAUAUCACCUGCCGGAGAUGAGAGCAGCAUUUCGAAAGAUCAGCAAAACUUGCAUGUGGUGUAAGGUUUACAAGGCGACACCCGCAGUUCCAAGAAUGGCACCGCUACCGGAGGCACGAGUCACUCCCCGCAUCAGGCCAUUCAGCUUCGUUGGAGUGGAUUACUUCGGCCCGCUGUUGGUAGUCCAAGGUCGUCGUGAAGUGAAGCGAUGGGUCGCCCUCUUCACCUGUCUGACAAUCAGGGCGAUCCAUCUAGAAGUCGUCACCAGCUUAUCAGCGGAGUGCUGCAAGAUGGCAUUACGGCGGUUCAUAGCACGGAGGGGGGCACCUUCGGAGAUCUACAGUGAUCAAGGGACUAACUUCGUUGGAGUCAGUGGCGAGUUAAAGGAGCAAGUCAGAGCAGUCAACCAAGAGCUAGCAUCAACAUUCACCAAUACGGUCACCCAAUGGCGCUUCAAUCCUCCAGCUGCGCCGCAUAUGGGGGGGUCUUGGGAGCGCAUGGUUCGGUCGGUGAAGUGUGCAUUGGCUUCGCUAUCGGUCGAACGCAAACCUAACGAGGAAGUUUUGGGCACGUUGCUGGUGGAAGCUGAGUCGAUGGUAAAUUCGAGGCCGUUGACCUACAUGCCGCUGCAAACUUCGGAGCAUGCGGCACUUACUCCGAACUGUUUUCUCAUGCUGAGUACUAGCGGGGUGAACCAGCCUCCAACCCAGCUUGUGGACGAUAGGCAGACUCUUUACACCAGUUGGUUCCUGUGCCAACGAUUGCUGGACCAAUUCUGGACGCGCUGGGUAAAGGAGUACCUACCCACAAUCACCAGACGAACCAAGUGGUUCGUUGAUACCAAGCCGGUUUCUGCCGGUGAUCUAGUGGUCAUCGUGGACGAUCGAGUCCGUAACAGAUGGAUAAGGGGACAAGUCCUACGCGUGUUCCCUGGACGAGAUGGCAGAUGUCGCAGCGCCAACGUACAGACAGCAACUGGUGUACUGCGACGUCCGGUGGCAAAAAUAGCCGUCCUAGAUGUUGCUGGUAAUGCUCGAGAGGACACGGAGCAAUACGGGUCGGGGAAUGUUCAGGACGGCGCCCUAUCGACCGAAUAA